AUGCACCUCUUCUUCACCACUACCCCUCCACUCCCACUCAUCCUGCUCUUCACAAUGCACAUCCCAACCAUCACCGCCUUCUCCCUUUUCGCCUCCCUCGGCUUCAGUCAGACCGUGCUCACAUCCCCCGAACCCACAGCACCAGGGUUGGUGUUCCUUUACACAGCCUACGUCGACUGUCUCGAGAGCCUCUACGAGACGCAAGGGCCACGUGAUAUAAGGAAGGCGAUCCCCAUCGUGGGCGGAAACUUUACAGGACCGAGGCUUUCGGGCAAGAUUUUGGAUUUGGGAGCCGAUUGGGGCGUUACGGAUCCGCAGACGGGAUUGUUUGAGGCGGAUACGAGGUAUAACCUCCAGACCGACGACGGUGCGAAUCUCUGGUUACAAACGAGUGGGCCUAGCGUGCCUGCUGGAGGGCUACAUUUGAAAGUGAACAUCGACACGGGAGAUAAGAGGUAUUAUUGGAUGAACAACAUUGUUGCCGUCGGUGUGCUCGGACGCGUCGCUGGGAACGAUACCGCGUUUACACUCAAGAUCGAUGUGUGGCAUCUCGAGGGAGAGUAUACUAACACGACUUUCGUCAAUGGAACGUCGUAUUGA
Messenger RNA from Fulvia fulva, 600 nucleotides. RefSeq lists its product as uncharacterized. NCBI's taxonomy places the organism in Eukaryota, Fungi, Ascomycota, Dothideomycetes, Mycosphaerellales, Mycosphaerellaceae. The transcript is spliced from 4 exons. The coding region runs from base 1 to 600 and encodes 199 amino acids. The record is from RefSeq and is a predicted model, not a curated record.